GUUGUUAACGCUUAUAGUGAUCUAUAUGAAACUUUGGCUAAAUGUAGUGAAAGUUUACUGUAAUAAAGUGCACUGUAGUUAAGGUGCAACGAAAUAUAUAGUUCCCAAAACCUUGACAACAGCAUGUCAUGAGGUCAUGUGCUUUCCGGUGUGAAGUCUCUUUGAAACUUCCUCGUUGGAACCGAAAGCAUUUCCGUUGACCUGAGAAUAAAACUUAGCAGCGCUCAAGAAAACCCCGGGAAACUUUGUUAUAUUUUGUACCUUUAACUAACUGAAAGCAGAAACUAAGGAGCUGCCUCGAGAUAAACCGCUUGGCUGUCGCCCUUGUCUAAAUGUAAAGGUGUGCAAGCUAGGACCAACAGGUUCUUCUUGAUCUGCUCACCAUGACCCCAAUAAACCUCAAUAAACUUCAUGAGAUUGAUGAGGAGCUGACAGUGUCCGAGGUUGCAGCACUGAAGUUUCUCUGCAUGAAUCACCUGGGUAGGAAACGUCUGGAGAGCGUGAAUGAUGCAAAAGACCUGUUCCUCCGGCUCUCAGAGCAAGCCUUGUUUGACAAUGAACUCUUUCUGGCUGACCUGCUCUACACUAUUGCACGUUAUGACUUGCUUCCCAUCAUGGGCACUAACAAAGCUAAUGUCAGCAGGUUGUUAGAAAUUCAGUGCUCUGGGGUUUCAGUUUACAGAAAGAUGCUUUAUAAACUAUCUGAAGACAUAACAAACGAAAAUCUUCGUAACAUAAAGUUCCUCCUGGACGGCCUGCCGAAAGCAAAGCUGGUUUCCGCUACAUUUCUAGAUGUUUUGGCUGAAAUGGAGAAAAUGGAAAUGCUUGGAGAAGACAACCUAGACGAACUAGAGAAUGUUCUAAGUAGGUGCAGUAAAGAGCUAGCUGAUAAGGUACGGAAAUUCAAGAACACAAGUAGAACUGGGCAACGUGAUCGCAUGGCAAUACAAGAUCAAGAAGAAAAUAGCAUUCUGUCCAUACCCUGUCAGGAGGAAAUCAGAAGUCUGGCUCUACCACUUCAGGAAGAACCCAGCAGUCAGCCUAGCAUGUCCAUAGCAGAAACGAGCUCAUUCUCUACAGAGUCAGGUUCCGUGUCUGGGAGCGAGAUGAUGGUGGACACAGAUUCACAACCGAUGCCACCCUCUGAACCUGCACCAACAAAUAUGAAUAAUGCGGAUGAAUGCUAUCCCAUGAACCAACGACCUGUAGGACACUGUCUAAUUAUUAACAACUACAACUUUGAAAAUACAUCUAGACUCUUCAACAGGAGAGGGACAGAUGCAGAUAAAGAUACACUUACAGAAGUUUUUGAGAGAAUGCAUUUCUCUGUAGACGAGAGAAGAGAUUGUUCAAGCACAGAAAUGCUGAAAAUAGUGAAGGAGUUUUCAAUGGAGGACCACUCUAAAAUGGAUGCCUUUGUAUGCUGCAUCCUUUCACAUGGUGAGAAGGGCACAGUGUUGGGGACUGAUGGCAUACCUGUUCCCAUCCGUGAGCUCACGCUACCGUUUGCCCGCUGCUCAAUGCUCACAGGCAAACCCAAACUCUUCUUCAUCCAAGCCUGUCAGGGCAAUGAUCUGCAGGAGGGUGUGUGGAGGCCUGAUGGAACUGAAGAGGAUGAGUAUGAGCAUGAUGCUGAAAAAGCUGAUGUCAACCGUUUACCGAUUGAAGCAGACUUCCUGAUUGGGAUGGCAACUGUGGAGUCCUACAAGUCUUUCCGUCACACAAAAACUGGAUCCAUUUACAUCCAGGAGUUGUGCAAACAACUGAUGUUAGGCUGCCCCAGAAAUGAAGACAUUUUGACAAUUCUGACACGGGUGAACCGCAGCGUGAGCUCCCAGGAUUUAAAAAGCUUCAAACAGAUGCCUGAGCCUCGCUACACUCUUACCAAGAAACUGGUGCUACCAAUGGACUGAGCUAGAAAGCCUUUGUGAUCAGUUUCUGUCUUCCGUUACACCUGACUAGCCAUUCAAUUAAACCUGGUCAUCAUGGUAGAGCAUGGUUUUAGAAUGCCUCUAUUGAUUCAGUUCAUCUGCAGUGUAAAUUUCCACCAUAGGAUUAAAAACUGCUACAUGCAGACUACUUUGCAGACAAACAUCUCUUCGUAUGUCUGGCAGUUUUCAGUGCAUUCUGUAAUUAUGAUGUUCUGUGCUUUUUGUUCUUAGACUACAGCUUCCAUCCUGUCAGGUAAUGGAUCCUGUGAUAUUCCUGAAUAGCACAUUAUCUUACCUAAAAAAUUCUGUAUGUGGAAUUUACCUAGAGGUUAUGACACGUACAGUCUUUUAAUGUUUUAGCUGCUGUUCCAAAUAAUCCCAUAAGUAAUUAUGUGUGAUUCAUUUUAGGGGAUUUUUCCAUUGUUUCAUUAUGCUGGAAUAUUAGUGUUGUUUUUUUUGGUUAAACAUUAUGCAAAAAAGCACUUCUGACAAAAAAGCCAGCAGUUUUGUUGUGAACUACAUUCAUAAAGGUACAAACCAUUUGAUAUUAGGUAAUGCACUGCUGCCUGUGGAUGUAACUAAUGUUUCUUUCAGGGUGUUUCUUUUGGGCGGUAGUCCAAUAAUGUUUUUCACAUUUAUUUUUAAGUCUUUAAUACACACUUCUCUUAUUGCCAUCAAUCACCUGGAAAAGAUGUUUUUGGACUUGAGUGAGUGUAUAUUUCACGUAAUCCGCAAUAAUGUUUAUGGAUUACUUAUGUAUCUUUAGCUUAAUUUAGGUGCUUACUACAAGUGCCAAGUGAAAGAAAUCUUAUAUUGAAUUAGAAAUUCUGAGUUGUUUACAUGUUAUAUAACUUGACAAAUUCAAUUAGAAAUUUAAACUAGACUUUAACAUUUAAUUGAUAUUUCAUAAAUGUAAGAGAGUGAGUUUAAUUUCAGUGACUGCACAUGCAAGAAAAUUUCUUGUACUUUUUUUUAAAGUGUUUAAGCACUGAAAUACAUGUAUUAAACAAAAUAGUUUAUAAGGAAAUAUUAUGCACCUUCGUGGUGGUUAUUUGUAAUAACCAAUGAGGUUAUUUUACAAUUUUCUAGUUUUGAAUGCCAUAAAAUAAUAUAAAAUGAAAUGUAUACAUUUAUAUUUCUAUAUAAAUGACAAUUUGUAAAAUAAAUCAAUAAAUAAAAAAUAAACACUGAAAUAUAAUUGGUAAAAAAAAAAACCUGGAAGUUGUAUUACAUCCUCAUAAACUGAUUUAAAUUUAUAUGAAUCAAUACAUCAGUAGAUACAGAGAAUAUCUAUGUAUAUCCUUUAGGAGAAUAUACAUUAUAUAUUUAUAGUAGCUACAGGUAUUUUUUUAUGCUGUUUUUUAGAGAUGUUAUUAGGUUAAAUAUUCUAAUCAGUUUCACUUUUCCUAAUUGGUUAUAUUUUCUUUAUAAUAAAGUGUCUAAAUUAUAGAAUACAAUAUAUACAAUAAUGGAUUAUGAAAAUAAUUAAACAAAUGGAAACAAGAAAAUGCCUGAUAAUGUCUAAAAAUAUCCUCUCUGUAUUUUUGUAUAAUAUUUUUUAAAUUAUUCAAAUAAACUGUUUUG
Molecule: messenger RNA, 3515 nt
Organism: Clarias gariepinus (North African catfish)
Lineage: Eukaryota; Metazoa; Chordata; Actinopteri; Siluriformes; Clariidae
Product: caspase-8-like
Exons: 9
Coding region: 384-1913 (509 amino acids)
Biological process (GO): proteolysis; negative regulation of extrinsic apoptotic signaling pathway via death domain receptors
Molecular function (GO): protein binding; cysteine-type endopeptidase activity
Source: RefSeq, a predicted model, not a curated record